Messenger RNA from Bursaphelenchus xylophilus (pine wood nematode), 715 nucleotides. The record is from the annotation of a GenBank genome assembly. NCBI's taxonomy places the organism in Eukaryota, Metazoa, Nematoda, Chromadorea, Rhabditida, Aphelenchoididae.
AUGCAAUCAGGAAGCAUUGUUGAACUGUAUGGUCAAAGAAACGGAGGGAAGCUUCUGGUAAGUAGGGACAUGUGAAAAUAAGGUAUUCCAGUUCACCCAUUCUGUGAUCGCGGAGAUUCUUCUUGAUGAUCAGAAGAGGAAUGCAUUCAAUGUGACAGUGUUUGAUUACGCAAAGCAGUUCUCGGCUCAAUUGCUUGCGGACCUCAUUCGGAAGAAGCGAGAUUUAUCAGUGAGCCGUGUUCUAAUUUUUAUUUUAAUUUUUAAGGAUUCUGAACUUACCGAACUUCUGAAUUCAGUCCAAAUCCUGAACCCAAUCACUUACGAACAUGCAAUCAAGGCCCUCCGUGCCAUGUCUUACAGGAUAAUGUCUUCAAGAUGGGAGGUCUACAAAAAGAAGAUCCCCAAGUCAACUCCGAUCAUAAUCUUCAUGGACGUUGGAUCUCUGUUAUAUUAUUCUGGUGGAGAUCUUGCUGGGCAUUACCGUCAAAGCGAGAUGUUUAAAUGCUUGGACUCUAUUCGGCGCUGUGGAUCCCUCAUUAUUCUUCUGAAUCAUUGUAAAUCCGUUGAUGAGAAAUGUUUCGAACCAGCCUUGGGAAGGAAUUGGAGAACCAUGGUAACCACGAGAUUUUACUUCCAGAAGGAUGACACUGGCUACUUCUAUGUCCCCAUUAUGAGAGAUCAAGUGCCUAGAAAAUACUGCUAUUAUCAUCCGUAA